AUGCCCAUUGAAACACCAGAAGUAAAAACCGGGAAAACAAAGUCGAUUUUUGAAUUCGAAGGAUAUGUCAACGAUGACGAUGAAGGCGGACAUGAACGUGAAUUACCUAUCGACCCCAUUUGGGAAAAACAACAGAAAAAGACAUUCACUGCUUGGUGCAACCUUCAUUUAAAAAAGAAGGGAACUGAAAUUAAUGUUAUUGAGGAAGAUUUCCGCAAUGGCCUGAAAUUAUUGACACUUUUAGAAGCGAUAUCUGGUGAAGAAUUACCCCCACCAGAACGCGGCCGACUUCGAGUUCAUAAAGUUCUAAAUGUCAACAAGUCCUUUGAUUUUAUUAAAAAGAAAGGGGUUAAUUUAGUUGGAAUUGGAGCCGAAGAAAUCGUUGAUGGAAAUGUUAAGAUGACCCUUGGUAUGAUCUGGACUAUUAUUCUUCGGUUUGCCAUUCAAGAUAUUCAAAUUGAGAAUUGCACUGCUAAUGACGGUCUACUGCUAUGGUGUCAACGUUCAACCGAACCUUAUUCCGAUGUUAAUGUUAGAAACUUCAAUACUAGUUGGAAAGAUGGAAAGGCUUUCUGUGCUAUCAUUAAUCGAUAUCGUCCCGACUUGCUAAACUAUGAUGACGUUUCUAAAGCUCCUCCAAAAGAUGCUCUUUCAAAAGCAUUUGAUGUCGCUGAAGAUAGUCUUAAAAUUCCGAAAAUGCUUGACGUUAAUGAUAUGAUUGAAUCGGUUAAACCGGAUGACCGUUCCGUGAUCACUUAUGUAUCUUGUUUCUUCCACCUUUUCUCUGAAGCUGAAAAGAGCAACACUGCUACCUCUCGCAUUAAAAAAUCUGUAGAGAUUAGCCAAAUGAGUGAUCAACUUCGUUCCACUUAUUCUCAUCUCUUCACCGAUUUGAAAGAUUGGAUUGAAAAGAAGAAGUCUGAUUUCGAGCACCGUGAGCCAAUCCUUAAUUUGGAGGACGUUAACAAGCAGAUUGAAAUCUUUCAUCAAUAUCAAACUGAGGAGAAACCAGAGAAGAUUGAGGAGAAGUCUCGACUUGAGACCACUUUCCGAACACUUCAAACUCGACUUCGCUUGAACAAUCGUCCUCCUUAUUUGCCUCCUGAUGGAAUGCUGAUUGUUGAUAUUCUUAUUCUCUGGAAGCAGCUGGAAAUUUGUGAAAAGAACUACGAGGAAUGGCUGAUGGGAGAACGCAAACGUACCACAAUCUUGGCCUACUGGUUGUCCCGUUUCGAAGUCAGAUGUAAGACUUUUGAAGCCUGGGCUAGUGGAACAUCGGAUUACCUUCAAUCUAAAGAUCAUACCACUUGCACUGUUGCUGAAGUCCGUCCAAUGCUGAAGAAACACGAGGCUUUUGUCUCCGAUUUAAUGGCUCAGCAAGAUCGUGUAGCUCGUAUUGAAUCGAUUGCAGAGGAAAUAAGAAAUCUUGGCUAUACCGAUAUGCCCACAGUUGACAACAGGUGUGCCCAAAUUAAAAGUGAAUGGGAUUCACUCAAAGGCCUCUCUGAUACUAGACAUGAAAACCUAUCGGAAGCUCAAUCGGUACUGGAAAAAAUUGACUCAAAACAUUUGGAAAUCGCUAAGCUUUCUGCUCCUUUUCACAAUUGGAUGCAACAAGCUGAGGAGGACUUGCUGGAUAAAUUCAUUGCCCAAUCUACUGCUGAUGUUGAGAAACUCAUCAAUACGCACACAGAUUUUGAGAAAUCAUUGAAGGAAAAAGAAAAGGAGUAUGAGAAGAUCAAAGCCUUGGAAGUGGAAAUCAAUGAUCUCUGCAGGCAGAUCAACCGAGGUUCUAUUGUAAAUCCCUAUACCAAUGUCACCACAUCGCUUCUUCACGAGCAGUGGAAGAGAACGCAAGAUCUUACAAGUCAUCGUAAACAAGAGUUAGAAGAUGAGAGGAAUCGUCAAUUGGCCAGUGAUCAGAUGCGUAAAAAGUUCAUCCAAUUGGCUACCGAACUCAACACUUGGUUGGAGCAGACUCAAGGUCGUUUGAAUAAUGUGGGCAUCGGUGAUGCUUCACUUGAAGACCAAGUCAAACUCCUUAGUACUCUGGAUGAAGAUCUGGAAGGUCAUAGGUCGAAACUCAUUGAACUGGAAGAUUGUCAUCAACAACUGCAAGAUGUUUAUGAAGACCUUGACGUCCCAGUUUCUAUGGCAACUCUCCGUUCUGUGUGGAAUCAACUUGCUACUGGUCUGAAGUACACUAGAAAUGAGAUUGAGAACCAGAUCCUCACUCGUGAUUCAAAGGGCUUAAGCAAGGAUCAGCUGGACGAUCUUCGUCGUUGUUUCAACCACUUUGAUAAAGACAAGACUGGAUAUUUGGAAUGUGCCGAAUUCAAAGCCUGUUUGGUUUCUGUAGGACAUGCAAUUGUAGCCGAUGAUAAGAAACAGGUAUGGAAAAAAUACCCCAAUUUUCUCCCAUUUCAGUUACUUAAAUCACUCGUGCGUAGGUUUUUGUCUUACUGUAUCGCUUGUCUCUGUCUUAGCUUUAUGGCUGUGCUUCUAUAUAUGCCCUCUAUUUUGCCGGGAAAUUCUGUUAAAUCGUUCUUUUCCUUACAGUCAGAUGAGGAUAUUCUCAGACUAAUGAAACAACUGGAUCCAAAUUCAAAUGGAACCAUUGGUUUUGAUGUGUUUGUCGACUACAUGACUCGGGAAUUGACCGAUAUGGACACUUCGGAACAGUUGUUACAGUCCUUCAGAACUAUUUCUGGAGAUAAAGGCUACUUAACGGAAGCAGAUAUAAGACGCGAACUUCCUCCAGACCAAGCUGACUAUAUUUUAUCGCAUCUGAAACAGUUGAAAGGUGCCGCUGGUGAUAAUGGAGCCCUUGACUUUGAGCACUAUGUCCUCACUAUCUACGGUUCAAAGUAG
This is a messenger RNA of Rodentolepis nana, 2871 nucleotides long. The record is from the annotation of a GenBank genome assembly. Lineage: Eukaryota; Metazoa; Platyhelminthes; Cestoda; Cyclophyllidea; Hymenolepididae.